Molecule: messenger RNA, 2205 nt
Organism: Gamsiella multidivaricata
Lineage: Eukaryota; Fungi; Mortierellomycota; Mortierellomycetes; Mortierellales; Mortierellaceae
Exons: 5
Coding region: 220-2205 (661 amino acids)
Cellular component (GO): plasma membrane
Molecular function (GO): oxidoreductase activity
Source: RefSeq, a predicted model, not a curated record
CCUUGUCUGUGUAUUACUAUACCCCUGGAGAAGAAGUAUCACGCAAGAGUGCAAACAUCUUUCACCACGUAUACGAGCGCACUGUUCGUUGCACUCUUCGAAAACAGCACACCUGUCCGUCUCUUUCCUUAAUACCGCUCCAUCCACCCUUCUGACCCCCGCCCAUCCUACACAAUUCAUCCCAGAACUACAGCUCCCACUAUCUGUCAUAUCACCAACAUGAAGUUCCAAACGCUAGCACUCUCCUUCACCCUGGUCUUCACCCUCUACCUGGUCGCAGAUUUCACAUUGACCUGGCUGGGUGGAUCCGGCUCCCGAGACAUUUAUUACUACAACAAACGCGACCUCUAUUUCGUCACGCUCUUUAUCCUUCCUGCGAUCGCCAGCCAUUUGGUCACAAUCUGGGGCCACUACUACCGUGCAGAUAAUAUCUUUCGGGAGAGCAUCGCCAAGGUCUCGACUGCGACGGCUAGCGAGCGAAAGAGGAUCGGUAUUUGGGAGAGACAUGACCCAUGGUUCGGGUUUACGGUCAGGUACUGGAUGCUGGUCUUGGUCUCGGUACUGUUGAACCUGGUGUGGUUCCUGCAGCCGAUUGUCACAUAUCUGCCGCAAUCAAUCAAGUUCUUGGGGGUUUAUGGGGCUAUUACUGCGUACCUGGCCUUUGGAUGUGGUUAUGCUGCGAUGGGGUCCUGUGGAAUGCUGCUUUUGCUGGUGCUGCGGCGAUCGAUGCUGCAGGCCUUGGGGUUCACCUAUGCAGAUAUCCUACCGUUACAUCGGUGGAUGGGCGUGGCCUUUAUCUUUUGGGGCACCGUUCAUAUGGUCAGCUAUAUCCUUUAUUACGUGCACUUUGAUGCCUUUUGGCGCAAUUUCAAUUUUGAUGGCAACACGCGUGGACCGCAGAACAUGAUUGCUCUGUUUGCAUAUGUUGCACUGCUGGGACUUGGAUUCACAGCGAUCCCUCAGAUUAGGAGGAGCUGCUAUCUGCUGUUCAUCACCACCCAUAGGAUUUUCACGGUCAUCGUCUUCCUGGGUACACUGAUGCACUUUCCAUACUACAUGAUCUGGUACUAUGUCCUCCCAUCCGUCUGUCUCUAUCUCGCCGAUCGGUUCGUUCCAAAGUUCAUCCAGUCCUGCUCGAUCGCGCGUAAAGUCGAGUGCACACUCAACAAGGAGGCCGAUAUCAUGACACUGGUCAUGGUCUCCAGGAACCGGCUCGAACCCCUAAAGCCUUAUUACCCGGGUGACUAUGUGAAUGUGGAGAUACCCGAGUUGAGCUCGAUAUGCCAUCCGUUCACGAUCGCGUCGUAUUGGGCCGAGGAUCCUUACUCGAUGACGCUGUAUAUCAGAACGUUCCAGGAGACAAGGACGAGCUGGACAGGUGCCUUGGCGAAUAUGUGUGAAGAGAGUGAGGAGACGGUUCUGGUGGAGGCGAAUAUCGACGGAGCAUUUGGGGAUCGUAACCAUGAUUACCUUUCGACAAAUGUCAUGGUCAUCUUUGCAGCUGGAGCGGCGAUCACGUCGUUCAUGUCGCUGUUGAAGGCGAUUGCGGCGCAGAUCGAGGCAGCAGAGGGGACGAUGGACAACCCGGCAACGAUUCAAGUCUAUCUGAUCGGCACGUUCCGAUAUGAGAGUGAACUCUACGCCUACGGAGAUUUCAUGCACCGUAUCACGCACGACCCGCGGUUCACGUCCUGGCUGCACACAGAGCUCUAUGUCUCGCGACCGGAUAAGUAUACGCCGCCAGCGGAGUGUCCUAGUGGAGAGUGUACGACACGGAACACGAAUCUGUGGCAGAGUAGAUCGUCUGGAAGCAUCACGGAUACGGAAGCGCAUAGCGCAGGAGAUGGAGGUGUGAAGAACGCGUACAGAAAUCUUGUUCAGGGGUUGAGUGGACUGGACACAGCAUCGCCUCGUCCGGUGAAGAACACCGACCUCGAUAACAGGAACAGAGUGAAGGAUGUGCAUGUGGCAAAAGGGACCAUUCCAUUCAAGCGUGGUCGUAUACAAGUGAACCAUCAUAUUCAAGAGCUGAAGGCGCUUGGCAUCGGACGCGAGGAUGGCUGUGCAAUGGAAGUGGAGGAGGCCAGGAGAGGAGGGGUGUUGGUCUUUGGGGGCGGACCGGAUGCGUUUGUGGAUAUGAUUGAGGAGAGCUGCAAGAAGGCACGGUGGCAAGUCGACUUUCAUCGCGAGACCUGGGCUCCAUGA